UUAUUUCGCGAAAAAUACUGCAGUGCUAAAUACAUUUCACCACAUUCAUAUGGCCGGCAGCAGCUCUAAGACCGUUUUUGACGUAUUCCGAUCCAUGGAGUACGCACCCUCCGCUCCUAGCAGCGCGGCUGCUCAGGCCUGGCUGGAUGUUCACUCCCGUUCGCUGGGUUUUUUCAUCAAUGGACAGUUUGUUCGGCCGGCUGGCAGACAGGCCAGUGUUUUGACGGACGCUUCAGGUGGCAGCGUGUGCAGUAUCCUGUGUGCCUCUGACGAUGACGUGUCCCUGAGCGUUUCUGCUGCCAAAGCCGCAUUCCGCGCUUGGUCCGGCCUGACUUGCCCUCAGCGAGCUCGUGUUCUGAGGAGGUGGGCGGCUGCCCUGCAGAGAUAUGCCCAGUGCCUCGCAGAGCUCUGUGAGCUGAGCCAGUCCCCCAGCCCAGCAGCUGCGCUGGUCAGGUUGCUGCAGUAUUACGCCAGCUGGGCCCAGCUGAGAGAUGCUCAGCUUCCUGGCUGGAGUCCUGUGGGUGUGGUGGCAUUGCUGCUGUCUGACGAUGCCUCCGCCUACUCGCUCCUGCUGAAGGCCAUGGCUGCCUUAUCAAUGGGCAACACUGUUAUUUUGAAACCUGGCACCGGAUCGGCUCUUCCCGCUCUCCUGUUGGCCAGCCUUGGUGGAGAGGCGGGACUUCCUGCCGGAGCUAUUAAUGUGGUAAUGGGGCAGACCCUGUCACUGGGGGUCACAGUAGCUCGAUAUCAGCACAUCAGCUGUGUCACAUACAGUGGGAAUGAAAAGGAAGGACGGGCUCUGAGCCGGGAGAUGGCCGGCACUGGUGUCCCUGUCUGGCUUUCCCUUUCCUCCAGCGCUGUCUGUCCCUUCAUCAUUUUUGAUUCUGCAGAUAUAGACAGUGCUGUGGAUGGCGUGAUAGAAGCAGCCUUCAAAAAGAAGAGAGAUUGGCGAUGGGUGCUCUGUGUGCAGGAGUCAGUCUGGGACGUCGUUGCUGCUCGACUGAAGAUUCGAAUGGCAGAGAUGAAGUGUGUUCCCCUUCUGGCUGAAUCUGAUCGAGCCACUGUGGAUAUUGCAGUGCAGGAGGCAGCGCAGCAGGGGGCCACAGUGAUUCAGCCAUGUCCUCCCCCGAGCUCCUCAGCCGCCUACCCCCCUACCGUGCUCUGGGGGGUCGCUCCCUCCUGUCCCUCUGCUGUGUCCCCACCCCCAGGGCCCGUCUUGCCUGCCCUGUGCUUCAGGACCACUGACGAGGGCAUCACUCUUGGGAACCACUCGCCACACGGACAGGCUGGCUGUCUGUGGACAGAGGAUCUGACUCUCGCUUUAGAGGCUGCCAGAGGUCUUUCCAUGGGCUCCGUGUGGCUAAAUUCCCACUCCGUCCUGGAUCCAUCGCUCCCCAUCUCGGGAGCAAAGGAGAGUGGGAACUGUACCGACGGGGGCAGAGAGGGACUGUUCCAGUUCCUGCGCCCCAGUACCUCCUGCUGCCUCCCUCCGUCUUCUCCUCUCCCUAUGGAUUACACCACGUUCGGCUCCACUGUGUCAGGGCCGUCUGCCCCAGCGGAGCACAAAUCCGAUCAAAAGGUCCCUCGCUCCUUCCUCCAGCUUGUCGGGGGUCGACUGUGCAAGUCUGACUCCGGCUGCAAUGUGGCCGUUCGGACAGCAGGUGGAGAAGUGCUGGCUUACUGCCCUGACAGUGGCCGUAAAGAUGUGCGUGAUGCUGUGGAGGCUGCUUUGAAGGUCCAGCCAGGCUGGAUGAAGAAAGGCCCCGCCUCCCGCUCUCAGUCACUCUACCGUCUGUCUGAAUGCUUGAAUUCAAAGAGGCAGGAUAUGACCAAGUCACUCAGUACUCAGACUGGCCUCCCAUUGGAGGAUGCAGAGAAGGAGGUGGAUCUCAGUGUCUCCCGACUCUGUGAUUGUGCGGCUCUCUGUGACAAGGAACGGGGUGGUGUGCAGUCGCUUCUCCAGUCUGGCUCUGCCCUGUCUUUGCCAGAGUCAAUAGGAGUGGUGGGUGUGGUACUCCCUGACUCAAGGCCUCUUCUCUCAUUGGUCUCUUUGCUUGGGGCUGCUGUCGCUGCUGGCAACGCAGUGGUCAUGGUACCAAGCGAAAAGUACCCUCUUCUUGCCUUGGAAUUUAUACAGAUCCUGCAGUUUUCUGACAUUCCAGGGGGUGUGGUCAGUAUUCUGACUGGUCGCCGAGACCAUCUGACCCAGGCCUUGGCCAAUCAUAGUGUAAUACAGGCUAUAUGGUACUGGGGUAAUCAGGAGGGGCGCCAGUACCUUCAGUACACCUGUUCUGGUCCUCUGAAGAGGCUGUGGCUGAAUGGCGAGGACAAGGAGAUGGAGGCAAGCAGCGGAGUUGCGAGAGACUGGACUUCCCCUGACCCCACGCUCCUGGAGGAGGUGUGGGCACGUGCCUCGCGCUGGAAAAGUGUGUGGAUCCCCACGGCAUAGGAGGGUGGCCCCAGCAGGGAGGCAUGUGAUUCAUGUCUUGGGAAGCGCGUCUUUUUCAAGCUGUCAUGUAUUAACAUAGGGUCUCGCUAACCCAUAGAACCAGUUACUAACUUUUGUCUGUGAUGCUCCAGGAUGAAUUAUUGUUGGGGAAAGUCUAGCAUUUCAGGGGGUGCGGUACUCUGUCCUGGGGGGUGCAAGUUGGCUGUCACAUGGAGCCAUGAUGAACAUCAACCGCUGGGCCCUCGUCCUGCCAUGACAUCCUCCUUUGUCACUAUGUCCUGGUCCUCUGGCCAGAGUGCCACAUCUGCCCGGCUCUACUCACUGUGUAAUGGCUAUGGUACGACUUUAAUAAAUUCUCUUUGCCAUU
Molecule: messenger RNA, 2816 nt
Organism: Paramormyrops kingsleyae
Lineage: Eukaryota; Metazoa; Chordata; Actinopteri; Osteoglossiformes; Mormyridae
Gene: aldh16a1
Product: aldehyde dehydrogenase 16 family, member A1
Molecular function (GO): oxidoreductase activity, acting on the aldehyde or oxo group of donors, NAD or NADP as acceptor
Source: RefSeq, a predicted model, not a curated record